AAUCAAAUCUAAUAUUUAAAAAACUAGAUCGUAAAAUGUUGUUAAAUUAACAUAUUUUUAAAAUUAAAUUUAUUUUAAUUAAAUUUAUUUUAGGUAAAAUAAUGUGAAGUUUAAAGCAAUGUCAGGUUUCCAAGUCUCGUUUAAUCGAUACUUUCUUAUUCUACUGUCACAGUUCGCAAUAUUAACUUGUUUAAUAUGUUUAUUAUCAAUAUAACGGUUCUUAAUGCGGGAAAUUAAAAUGAUCUCUAUGUCUAGAACCUAAAUUACAAAAACCUGUUUUAAGAAAACUUGUUUUUCUAAUUGAAAAAAAAAAAUUAUAAUAAUCUUGCCUAAACAAUAAUUUUUUAAAAAUAUUUCGAAACUAACCUACACAGUGACAUUUUUAAUUUCAUAAAAUAAUAAAAAAGAUAAGAACUAAUUUUUUUUUACAAGAUGGUAAGAAUUACUGUGGAAUUGAUUCGAAAACGUGCUGAGCAUAAUGAAGGAGAAAUAUCAACUUUAGAAGAAAUCUCCUUGCAUCAAGAGAAUAUAGAAAAAAUUGAAAUGCUCAAUCAUCUUUGUCGUGAUUUGAAAAUUCUUCUCCUACAAUAUAAUCUCAUAUCAAAAAUAGAAAAUCUUAAUAAAUUAAAAAAAUUGGAAUAUUUAAAUUUAGCUUUAAAUAAUAUUGAAGUCAUUGAAAAUUUACAGGGAUUGGAGAGUUUGAAAAAACUUGAUCUCAUGGUGAAUUUUAUAGGAAAUUUAAAAGGAGUCAAAAAUCUCAGAUACAAUCAACAUUUGGAACAAUUGAUAUUGACUGGAAAUCCCUGCACUGAUUAUAUAGGAUAUAGAGAAUAUGUAAUAGCGACACUUCCUCAACUUAAAGAAUUAGACAUGAUUGCUAUUGAAAGAUCAGAUAGAAUAAAAGCUCUACAAAAAUAUGCUGAAGCUCAAGGUGAUAUUAUUAGAGGAUAUAGAAAUUAUGUGAAAAUACGAGAGCAACAAAAAUUAAGACAUCAAGAAAAACAAAGUCUUCAAAUUACUGAAAUUAAUCAAAGUGAUUCAGAAAAUUCCAACGACGAAGAAGAAAAUGGAAAAUUUUGGAAUUCAACAAGUUACCACACGCCGGAAGAUCGAAUUGCAAUUGCAGAGCGUGUACAAAAAAUCGAGGAAAAAAAGAAUAAUUCCAGAAAAGAAGAAGAGAAACAAAAAUAUGUUCCUAAAUUAUUUAAUCCAAAGGGAAAACCCUACAAUGUUAAUCAGGCAAAAGUGGCUUUUACAAUAAAUGACGAGGAUUCAAAAAAUAUUAUUCUGACACUUGAAGUAUACAAACACUUGGAUACAUCUUUUUUAGAAGUAGACGUACAACCUCUAUACGUGCGAGUCACUAUAAAAGGAAAAAUUUUACAAUUGACACUCUCCUCUGAGGUGAUGACAGAAAAAAGUUCCGUUCAAAGAAAUACUACCACAGGACAUUUGGUGAUAACAAUGCCUCGAUUAAAACCAUCAAAAAUAAUUUGUGGAAAAAAAUUAACUAAAACUGAUGCAAACAAUAUUGGAGAAGGUUCUAAAGUGAUAAAAAAAAUUGCUCCCAUAAUUUCGAAACGAGAACUAUUAGAAAUUGGACCACCAAGAGAUGAUUUGGAUUUUUCGAAAAUUGCAAUUAAUUCCAAAAAUCGAAAAACUCAUUUACCAAAACUUCAAACUUCGAAUUUUAUUGAUAAUCCUCAAGUUCCACCUUUGGAAUAAGAAAAAAAAAUUUUAAUCACAUAAAAGGAAAAAAAAUCUGCUAUUUAGGAAUUUUUCCGAAUAUUUAUAUUAAUCAUA
Messenger RNA from Leptopilina boulardi, 1803 nucleotides. RefSeq names its product dynein axonemal assembly factor 11 (gene tilB). Bases 433 to 1725 code for a protein of 430 amino acids. Gene Ontology annotation, molecular function: protein binding. Gene Ontology annotation, biological process: outer dynein arm assembly. The record is from RefSeq and is a predicted model, not a curated record. The transcript has 4 exons. Gene Ontology annotation, cellular component: cytoplasm. NCBI's taxonomy places the organism in Eukaryota, Metazoa, Arthropoda, Insecta, Hymenoptera, Figitidae.